Messenger RNA from Marchantia polymorpha subsp. ruderalis, 1231 nucleotides. The record is from the annotation of a GenBank genome assembly. Lineage: Eukaryota; Viridiplantae; Streptophyta; Marchantiopsida; Marchantiales; Marchantiaceae.
AUCAGCAUCGAAGGGCAAGAAUCAACUUGAAUAGCACGAAGCGGCUGGAAACAAAGCAGAAGUUUUUAAGGAAGGACAGAUCCAGUUGAGCAUACUGUGAAGAGAAUGACGAAGCAUCCAUCAGUGAUGGAGGUUCCAGCGAAGUUGCUGAGUUUCAUGUUCUUAUCAGCGAUAUGCUUACCUUCGGUGCUGGGAGGUCGUUUCUUCCUUCCAUCGCUGCCGCCUCUCCCAUCGCUUCCUACUCGUCUUCCAUCGCUGCCUCCUCUCCCAACUCUUUCCAUUCAUCUUCCUUCGUUGCCUCCUCUUCCAACUCAUCUCCCGACGCUGCCGCCUCUUCCGAGCCUGCCACCUCUGCCCACUCUUCCUCCUACUCAUCUCCCGACGCUGCCACCUCUCCCAGCCCAUCUUCCAAGCCUGCCACCUCUGCCCACUCUGCCCACUCAUCUUCCAACUCUGCCACCUCUCCCCGCCCAUCUUCCGAGCCUUCCUCCUCUUUCCACUGUUCUUUCUCAUCUCCCAAAGCCUCCUCCGUUCCCCCAUGUUCCUUCCCAUGGUUCAGCGCCAUCUCCUCUUCAUUCUAUCUCCAGUUCUCCUACUCCUGCGGCUUCUUAAACUCCUCCUCCUCCUCAAUCUAAAGCACCGUCUCUAGCUCAUUCCUCUUGAUUUGAGUCGAACUUUCGCCAAUAGACUCUUGGCAUGGUCAAACAACAUUGGGACACACUCCAUUUUUCAGCAACGGGUGAUCUACCUGUCUUCUGGUUUUACAGCAACAAUUUCUAUUUCACAGCCUUUGGAUGCCAUCUUCUUCAGUCUCGUCCAUCGUGGACUGCUCGCUUCGAACAUAAAAGUGCCAGCCGUCUCCAACACCUGCCGUUUCUAUGGAGGGACUCUAGGACGACAAUAAUUUGGGGAUUUGUUUCAUGUGCCGAUGUAUCCCACUGCAAUAUGUGUCCUACACAAUUUACUGCUCUUUCAAGGCACCCAGCAUGCAAUGUAUUCGAAGCACGCUGUACAUUGCCGACACUCGUGUAGCAGGAUGUAGAUCGGCGCCUACCCUACCUCUCGGGACUUGGUCAGAGGCAAACUUCAGUUCUUUGCAGAAAAAGAGUGCAAAAACAUGUGACUGCAAAUUUGUCAUAAGUGAAAAUGAAAUAAUAUGUCUCCCGAAGAAAAAUAUAAACUGUUCGGUACGAAUUUUGAUCAAGCAAUAAAGACCACAAUGUUCUUUACA